Molecule: messenger RNA, 1170 nt
Organism: Closterium sp. Naga37s-1
Lineage: Eukaryota; Viridiplantae; Streptophyta; Zygnematophyceae; Desmidiales; Closteriaceae
Source: the annotation of a GenBank genome assembly
AUGAGUCACAGGAAGUUCGAGCAUCCGCGCCAUGGUUCUCUCGGCUUCUUGCCCCGGAAGCGGUGCAAGCGCUCACGCGGGAAAGUGAAGGCGUUCCCCAAGGAUGACCCCACCAAGGCUCCCCACCUGACGGCGUUCCUGGGCUACAAGGCGGGCAUGACUCACAUCGUCCGCGAGGUCGAGAAGCCCGGAUCCAGGCUGCACAAGAAGGAGGCUGCUGAGGCCGUCACCAUUGUCGAGACCCCCCCCAUGAUCGUCUGCGGUCUGGUCGCGUACGUCAAGACCGCGCACGGCCCGCGCACCCUCACGCACGUGUACGCCGGGCAUCUGAGCGACAACGUCCGUCGGCGGUGGUACAAGAACUGGCACAAGUCGAAGAAAAAGGCGUUCACCAAGUACGCGAAGAAGUUCAGCACUGACGAGGGCAAGAAGGAGAUCGAGGAGGAGCUGGAGCGCAUGAAGAAGCACGCGUCGAUCAUCCGCGUUAUGGCGCACACCGAGGUGCACAAGCUCAAGGGAAUCAAGCAGAAGAAGUCGCAUCUGAUGGAGAUCCAGAUCAACGGCGGUACCAUCGAGGAGAAGGUGGACUGGGGUUACAAGCUGUUCGAGAAGGCCGUGCCCAUCGAUGCCGUGUUCCGCAAGGACGAGAUGAUUGACGUCAUCGCCAUCACCAAGGGUCACGGUAACGAGGGUGUGGUGCACCGGUGGGGUGUUACCCGCCUGCCUCGCAAGACCCAUCGUGGUCUUCGCAAGGUCGCUUGUAUCGGAGCGUGGCAUCCGGCUCGUGUGCCGUACACCGUGGCGCGCGCCGGUCAGAACGGUUACCAUCACCGCACGGAGCUCAACAAGAAGAUCUACAAGAUCGGGAAGAAGGGCGACGAGACCCACAAGGCCAGCACGGAGUACGAUCGUACCGACAAGGAAAUCACCCCCAUGGGAGGCUUCGCGCAGUACGGUGUGGUGGGCGAGGACUACAUCAUGAUCAAGGGGUGCUGCCCUGGUGUGCGCAAGCGCGUGCUGACGCUGCGCCGGUCGCUGCUGAAGCAGACGUCGCGCAACGCGCUGGAGGAGGUGAAGCUCAAGUUCAUCGACACGUCCUCCAAGUUCGGCCACGGUCGCUUCCAGACGUCCGACGAGAAGGCCAAGUACUUCGGCCGCACCAAGGCGUAG